AUAAACGUCAGUGUCAGUUACAGUUGGCAUGUGUCGAUGUAAAAGAAAAAUCGAACAAAUAACAAACUUUGAUCAACCAUAAUUUUAAUUUUUCUUUUCAUAUAUUUGAGUAAUAUUUUAUCGGGUAAAAUUUUUCGAAUAAGGCAAUGAAAUGAGUGUUAGAAGAUCUUAUCGGAGAUACCAACCAUUCAUAUCCCCUAAAUCAAUAGAGGAUUUUGUUAGAGAUCGUGAAUUGGGGCUGAAAAAAACUCCACUUUUGGACGAUUACUUUUUUUUCAAAUUUUAUUCUAGUUUUGAUCAAUUCAACGUACAACCCAAACCAACGACGACGAGAAAAUAUGGUGGAGUAUUUAAUUUAGAAUUUAGUCAAGAUGGACGGUUGUUGGUAGCUGCUUGUGAGGAAAAGAGUGUUUUACUAUAUGAUGCUGCCACUCAAAAAUGUUUCAAGACGAUAACUGAAGCACACUCUAAUUGUGUAAAUUGUGUUAGAUUUUUAGAUGCACACACAUUUGCCACUUGUUCUGAUGACAAAACAAUUAAAUUAUGGGACCUGAGAAAUUUGAGGAAGGAAACACGGUCUUUAUAUGGACAUUCAAAUUGGGUCAAAAACAUCGAAUAUUCCAAAUCUGAAAACUUAUUGGUUACAUCUGCCUUCGAUGGUAGUAUCUAUACUUGGGAUAUCAAAGGAGAUAGUGAAUAUAAUACACCUUACAAUACUGCUUUUCUUAUGAACGGCAUCAUGAGGACAAAGCUGACACCAGAUGGUGACAAAAUGGUCAUUUCUACAACUAGUGGAUAUAUGAUAAUCAUACAUGAUCUUCACUUAGCUACACUAGCCAAUGACCUUGGCAGUUUCAAACCAGACAUUUAUAGGCUCAUGCAACUCACAGAACAAAACUUCCCAGCAGGCAACAUUUUCAAUUUCUUGUUUCAUCCUAGUAGAAGAAGAAAUAGAAUCGAAUUCAUUGAUGAUUUUCCAAAUAAAUCGGAAGUUAUCAGUUCUCUACAAAUUCAUCCGCAUGGUUGGAGUGCCCUGUCUAGAAAUAUCAAUGGAGAUGAAAAUCAGGAUUGGACCUGUGUGCACGAUAUUCAAUCUCGAGAACCGGCAGAAUAUAUGGAUUACCUAACUGUUAACGAAAGCAACGAAUUGGUUGAUGACGAUGAAGGCUUCAGUAGUAACAAUAAACCAACCGAUUUAUGGGUUGGUUUAGUUACUAACGACUUAUUGAGCAACGAGAGGAAUCCUUUUCCCCCGACUAGUGUGGAACUACCUCCCUUUAGAUCGAUGAAUAGUGGCUUACUUGGACGGAACGCUUAUAAAACAUUCUUGAGGCAGUAUCCGAAUUAUCAGAACAAAUUAGUGAGGAACCUACCCCGCUUGACACAUUAUAAAAGAGAAGAGAGUGUAGGGAAAGGUUUUAUAAAAGAAGUUUGUUUCUCGCAGGAUGGACGGGUAAUUUGUUCACCGUAUAAAAGAGGCAUAAGAAUUCUAGGUUUCAGUGAAAAAGCCGAAGAAUUACCGUAUUGUUUAUCGAAAGAAGCUCAGAAACUGCACACACUUGUUACAAGUACUGAUUAUCAUAAAGAUGUGGUUGUUUGUUGCAAGUUCAAUCCUGUUCAUAUGAGGUUGGUCAGUGGAUGUUUGGGGGGUGAUAUUGUUUGGUACGAUCCGUGUAUAUGAUAAUUUUAUUGCAAUUGUAUAAAGUAUUAUCAAAUUAUUUCUGUUAAGAAAAAUGUAAAUAAUUACAAUUAUAUUAAAAAAUUAUUGUAAUAAGAA
Harmonia axyridis is the source of this 1777-nucleotide messenger RNA. RefSeq names its product DDB1- and CUL4-associated factor 10. NCBI's taxonomy places the organism in Eukaryota, Metazoa, Arthropoda, Insecta, Coleoptera, Coccinellidae. The coding region runs from base 152 to 1681 and encodes 509 amino acids. Gene Ontology annotation, cellular component: Cul4-RING E3 ubiquitin ligase complex. The record is from RefSeq and is a predicted model, not a curated record. The transcript has 6 exons. Gene Ontology annotation, molecular function: protein binding.